Molecule: messenger RNA, 522 nt
Organism: Paramecium sonneborni
Lineage: Eukaryota; Ciliophora; Oligohymenophorea; Peniculida; Parameciidae
Source: the annotation of a GenBank genome assembly
AUGAAAAUAGCAGAAAAACAAAGAAAAUGUUCAAAAUGCUACCAUUAAGAGAAUAAUAAUAUAUUAUCAUUUCCAAAAUGCAACCAUGAAAUUUGCAGAUCUUGCUUAAGAAAUCAUUUCGAAAAAAAAAUCAAUGAAUCAUAAUUUUAAAUUAAGUUUUUAGUUUUUCCUAUCUGUCUAAUUUAGCGUGAUAAUAUUGAAUGGUUCAAAUAAAUAGUUGAUUAAAAAAAGUAUGACAAUUAUUACCAUCUGUUACUGAAGCAUGAAUCGAUGAAAACCAAUGAAAUUUAUGUUAAAUGUAAAAAUAAACUUGUUUAUUAGAAUUUAUAACAUGGAAAGAUGCAGGUUAUUAUGUUAAUAUUGUUUUAGAUUAUUAUCAUUGUCCAUCAUGAAAAUUUGAAUUUUGCAGAAAAUCUAAUAAGGAACAUAAAAAAGGAGCAAUAUUAGGAAAAGGUGGAAAAGCUAGAUAGUUAUAUAACAUAUGAAGCAAGAUCUUUAGAUCAGUAAAUGCCCAAAAUUUGA